Molecule: messenger RNA, 1397 nt
Organism: Scylla paramamosain (green mud crab)
Lineage: Eukaryota; Metazoa; Arthropoda; Malacostraca; Decapoda; Portunidae
Exons: 3
Coding region: 132-941 (269 amino acids)
Source: RefSeq, a predicted model, not a curated record
CAACCUGGCCCCCUCGCGGCGUAGAGUGAAAGUACCGGUGUGAGGCUGCGAGGCUGCGGCGUAAGGGUGAAAGUCCUCAUAUAAAGGCCGUGCGAAGCUUAGCAGCGGUAGUGUGUCUCCUGGUGGCGGCGAUGAUGGCUUCGGCAGCAUUCCUAUUCACGAUGGCGGUGGUAGUGGUGGUGACGGCAGCGGCGCCACAACCGGAUACGCCUCUGCCUCCCGUCGUCCCUUUCAAGUCCCUCCCAAAAGACCUCAUCACGCAGGACCCCUACGCCCACCUCCACACCUUCUCUGAGGACCACCACGAUGUCCUACACAACAACAUCCCGCACUCCUUCGGUUCACGCAUUAAGGACGCCUUCCCCUCGAAGUUCCCGUCCAUCAGGUUUCCCAGCGCCUCGCACUCCGUGACUCCACACCGCCACGCGUCAUCCUCCUUAAGGAAAUCAAGUAUUGGAGUGACACCGCUUGGCCCCUCAGUGACAGCAGCCCCGCAUAAGCCUGCCGCGUCCCUCCACAGUGUCGGUGCCGUAGACAAGGUGGGCGCCGCUGCACACGUGGAGCACAUCACUCCCAAGCAUUUCCCCAGCCUUGGCUAUGACCUCGACUCGUACUUCACUGGUUUCCCCAUUUUCGGAUUCUUUGACUUCAAUCCAGACAGGGCCGGUUUGACCACCAGAACCCACCUGCCGCCCUUCCCGCUCUUCCCGGAGGACAUACCUCUCAAGAGCAACAAGGUCUCCGUCCACGCCCCCCAUCACAUCCCACACCACGCCCCGCACCACCCCGCCAAGGCUGUGGUAUCGCAGCAAAUCCACCACAAGAGUCUUUCAGAUCCCAAGCAUUUCCGCACCAGAGUGCCAAGACGGGCGGUGUUUUUCCCUGGUCCUCCCUCCAUGCCCUCCUACCCCAAGCCCCGCAUCUCCGUAAUCUCCUUCUAGUGGUCUUCUGCGUGGCCUCUUUAGGUGCUGGCCUUAAUGUUCAAUCAUCGUAGCAGGUUUCUGUCUCCGUUUAAGGUUGCUUCUCAUGUACCUUCCGUAAUAAACGUGUCCCCAUCAGGGUUGACGUGAAUGGCCGACGCUGCGUCCCUGUCAAGCUCUCAUAACCUCACUCCUGUGCUGGGUUGUGAUGGGUGCUGACUGAGUGGCGCUACAUGUAUAUUGGUGCUUGUCGGCGGUCCUCCCCUGAGACGUCUAGUCAAAAGUGUGCACCACCCAGCUUGUUGUUACGGUGCGGGAAGAUGCCUGGUGUCUCCCGCGAGUCUGGUGUGGUGUGCGGACAAACCUUCUGUUUUGUUAAAGGCGAGAUACUCCUUCCUCGCCUCUUUGCUUGUUUUGCGUUUCUCUCCGUCGUGAGCAGCGCUGGAUCGCCAUAAUAUAGCAAGUUUUGUAGCAAAA